This is a messenger RNA of Bombus huntii, 1299 nucleotides long. RefSeq names its product omega-amidase NIT2-A-like. The record is from RefSeq and is a predicted model, not a curated record. Gene Ontology annotation, molecular function: omega-amidase activity. Lineage: Eukaryota; Metazoa; Arthropoda; Insecta; Hymenoptera; Apidae. Gene Ontology annotation, biological process: oxaloacetate metabolic process; L-glutamine metabolic process. Bases 152 to 538 code for a protein of 128 amino acids. Gene Ontology annotation, cellular component: mitochondrion. The transcript is spliced from 4 exons.
CUGGAGUGCGGAUAAAUUUUUACUGAGAGUCGUAUAGGAAUCUAUAAUCUAGUACUUUCGAAAAUACGCCGAGAGUAUUCCUGAUGGUGAAACGAGCGUUGCUUCAUCGAACGCAGCUAAAGAAAACAACAUCUAUGUAGUUGGUGGUACGAUGCCUGAAAUAGAGGGCGAUAAAUUGUACAAUACCUGUACUAUUUGGGGUCCCGAUGGAACUUUGAUAGCAAAACACCGAAAGGUACAUCUAUUCGACAUCGACAUUCCUAAUAAGAUUACUUUUCGAGAGAGUGAUUCACUCAGUCCUGGUAACUCCCUAACGACGUUCGAUGUGAAGGGCUGCAAAAUAGGUAUUGGCAUUUGCUGUGAUAUUAGAUUCGAGGAAAUGGCACGCAUUUAUCGGAACAAAGGUUGCCAAAUGCUGAUAUAUCCAGCGGCAUUCAAUAUGACCACUGGACCACUGCACUGGUCAUUACUUCAGCGUUCCAGAGCGAAUGAUAAUCAAUUAUACGUUGCCUGCAUAUCACCGGCUCGUGUUCCUUAAGCAAGUUACGUCGCAUGGGGACAUACACAGUUGACCAAUCCCUGGGGAAAGAUUCUUUACGAUUUGGAAACUCAAGAGAAUAUGGCAGUCACCGAUAUCAAAAAAAAAAAGAAAAAAAAAAAAAGAAAAAAAAAUUUCAACAAAUAAAUAAAUAAAAAAAAAAGUCACCGAUAUCGGUAAUUUACAGCUUAAAAUUAAAAGCGAGAGAUCCAUGAUGUAAUUAAUUUUUAGUCUCGUUAAUUUAUCGAUUUAGCCAUCUUCCUCUGUAUUUGUUGAAUUUAUUAGUAAGCAUUACUUAUUACUUCGUAUGUUUCUUUUUUCUAUCAGAUCUAAAAGUUGUUGAGGAAGUAAGGGCUCAGAUACCUACAUUUUCUCAGAGACGUACAGAUUUGUACGACACUGUCUGUAAGAAGGAGUAACUCUACACUAAAACAGAAAAUGUUUUUUUAUAAUAUUUCUACUACGAUAUCCUUUUUUGUGAAUUAUUACUAAUUUCUUAUCAUCCAUUUCUUGUAAAUAUAUUAUAUCACGAUAUUACAGAUAUAUACAUAGAUAUACACGUUAAUUAAAUCCUCUAUAUGGUAUUUUUAUAUCAGUGUCAUAAACAUUGUAAACCGAAAAUCUUCUAUUACACGCGUACAUAUACAGUCAAUAUUAUUGUUACAUAUAGUGAUACAUACGUUGAUCCACACAUUAAUUAAAUCCUCUAUAUGCUAUUUCUACUUUGCUAUCUUGAAUAGAUAAAUAACAUGUCGCUUCCA